AUGCAGGGAGGAAAUGAGACAUUACCAACAGACUUUAUUCUCACAGGACUCUUUCCCAAUAUGAAGUAUGUCACUUUCCUUAUCUAUACCAUCAUCCUGAUCUACUUUGUUGCUGUCACUGGGAACUUCAUUCUGCUUCUCCUGAUAUGGCUGGAUCUGAGGCUCCACACUCCAAUGUACUUUCUGCUUAGCCAGCUUUCUCUUGUAGACUUGGCCCUCAUCAGUAGCACUGUUCCAAAGAUGGCCAUCAACUAUUUCUCUGGAUCAAAGACUAUUUCUCGUUUUGCCUGUGGAACUCAGAUAUUUUUCUUCUUUUCUCUUGGUGGUGCUGAAUGCAUCCUCUUGACACUAAUGGCCUACGAUCGUUAUGUAGCUGUCUGUAAUCCCCUGAGAUAUGCAGUCAUCAUGAGCCAGGGAGUCUGUCUACAAAUGGCCAUGAUAUCCUGGUGUGGGGGAAUUCUUGUUUCCACAGCUCACACUUCCUAUACCAUGAGCCUACCUAUCUGUGGCUCCAGAGAAAUCCAUCAUUUCUAUUGUGAGAUGCCAGCAAUUAUGAAGAUCUCAUGCAAAGACACUUCCACCUAUGAGCUGGUCAUUUUUGUGAUGGGCAUUAUUUUUAUUAUCAUCCCCUUUGGACUUAUUGUGACUUCCUAUACCCUCAUUUUCCUCACUGUUCUUCGUAUGAACUCUCCUCAAGGCAGAAAUAAGGCCUUGGCCACCUGCUCCUCCCAUCUUACAGUAGUAAGUCUUUAUCUGGGGCCCUGUGUAUAUAUGUAUAUGACACCAGGCUCUUCCCACACCCCAGAGCAAGAGCAGGCUGUGUCUGUAUUUUGCACAGUCCUCACACCAAUGCUAAACCCCAUCAUUUACAGCCUGAGAAACAAAGAUGUGGUAGGAGCUCUUCAGAAGAUCCUGGGUAAAUAUCCAAUCUCUUAA
Messenger RNA from Elephantulus edwardii (Cape elephant shrew), 936 nucleotides. RefSeq names its product olfactory receptor 2M2-like. Bases 1 to 936 code for a protein of 311 amino acids. Lineage: Eukaryota; Metazoa; Chordata; Mammalia; Macroscelidea; Macroscelididae. The record is from RefSeq and is a predicted model, not a curated record. Gene Ontology annotation, cellular component: membrane. Gene Ontology annotation, biological process: G protein-coupled receptor signaling pathway. The transcript has a single exon. Gene Ontology annotation, molecular function: olfactory receptor activity; G protein-coupled receptor activity.